Molecule: messenger RNA, 3241 nt
Organism: Saccostrea cuccullata (small rock oyster)
Lineage: Eukaryota; Metazoa; Mollusca; Bivalvia; Ostreida; Ostreidae
Product: mitochondrial Rho GTPase 1-like
Exons: 20
Coding region: 248-2185 (645 amino acids)
Biological process (GO): small GTPase-mediated signal transduction; mitochondrion organization
Cellular component (GO): mitochondrial outer membrane
Molecular function (GO): GTPase activity; calcium ion binding; GTP binding
Source: RefSeq, a predicted model, not a curated record
GUCAAACAUGGCGACGAUUAAUUUUUUUCAAUGGAACCUCACAUGUCUUGCGAAAAGUGUUGAUUUUACUUAAAUAUGUAGUGAACAUCGAAUUGGUUAUUUGAUACUCAUCUGGUAAACAAUUAAACUGAUAUGUUUAUACAUUGCUUUUACUCAUCAUAUCCACAACAGCAGAGGAAUUAGAAAAUAAAUGAUGACCUUCUAACUCCUCUGCACUGUGUUUAGUUUGUUGGUUUCAUUUUCAACCAUGACAUCGAAGAAAGAAGUUCGCAUUUUACUUGUCGGGGAUCCUGGUGUCGGGAAGACUUCUUUGAUUCUAACUUUGGUGAGUGAAGAGUUUCCAGAUGAAGUUCCAGCGAAAGCUGAGGAAAUAACCAUUCCAGCAGAUGUCACACCAGAGAGAGUUCCCACACAUAUAGUGGACUAUAGUUCUCAAGAGCAAGAUGAAGAUGUCCUUCAAGAAGAGUUGUCAAAGUCCAAUGUGGUCUGCAUCAUAUACUCUGUGGAUGAUGAUGACUCAAUUGAAAGGAUCACCUCUUAUUGGCUGCCUUACAUUCGGAAUCACCUCGGGGAGGAUCAUAAGACUCCUGUUAUACUGGUGGGAAACAAGUGUGAUCUGAUGGAUUUCAGCACAGAGGAGGUGAUGCGACCAAUAAUGAAUGAUUUUGCUGAAGUGGAAACUUGUGUUGAGUGUUCAGCCAGAACCUUAAAAAAUAUCAGUGAGAUGUUUUACUAUGCACAAAAGGCUGUCCUACACCCAACUGCAGCUGUUUACAACUCAGAGGAAAAAGAGCUAACAUUGCAGUGCAAGAAAGCUCUGACAAGAAUAUUUAAGAUCUGUGAUUUAGAUAAUGACUCUAUUUUAAAUGACGAUGAAGUGAACUUAUUUCAAUUGAAAUGUUUCCAUGCCCCACUCCACGCCCAGUCACUAGAAGAUGUAAAGGCCAUAGUAAAGAGAAACAUUUCUGAUGGGGUUGUCAAUAAUGGUUUAUCUCUCAAAGGAUUUUUGUUUCUACACACACUAUUUAUACAGCGAGGCCGACAUGAGACCACAUGGACUGUGUUACGAGCCUUUGGUUAUGAUGACAACCUUCAACUCACUAAAGAAUACUUAUCACCAAAGAUUCAUGUUGGUUUAGGAUGCACAACAGAAUUAUCUUUUCAAGGUCUACAAUUUCUUAAGAUUUUAUUCCAAAAAUAUGAUGAGGACAAUGAUGGUCAUUUGUCUCCACCAGAGUUACAGAACUUGUUCAGUACAUGUCCCAUGAUGCCCUGGGGUCCGGAUGUAAACAAUACCGUGUGUACCAAUCAUACUGGCUGGAUAUCUCUACAUGGAUAUUUAGCUCAAUGGGAGUUAACUACACUUUUAGAUGUCCCUAGGACAAUAGAGUACCUUGCCUAUUUAGGAUAUCGGUACCUUAACGACAGUCAGUUAUCAGCUGUCACAGUGACAAGAGACAAGAAAAUAGACUUAGAAAAGAAACAGACCAGCAGGAAUGUGUUCAGGUGUCAUGUUUUAGGGGCCAAAGGAGUGGGAAAGACAUCUUUACUACAAGGCCAUUUAAAUAGGAAUCUUAGAUAUGUGGCCACUUUGAACAAGGAACACUUGUCAAGUUUCACCAUUAACACAGUUCAGGUGUAUGGACAGGAGAAAUACUUACUGCUCCAUGAGGUAGACGUGGCCGUUAGUGACAUGUUGAACCCGACAGAGAUGAACUGUGAUGUGGCCUGUCUAGUCUACGAUGUCACCAACCCUCGCACAUUUGAAUUCUGUGCCAGAAUGUACUUGAAACAUUUUCUGGACAGUCGUAUACCAACUCUUGUGGUUGCCUGUAAAACAGAGCACCCGGCCAUCAGGCAGGACUACAUCAUGACCCCCGCCCAGUUCUGUAACAAGUACAAACUCCCCCCUCCCCAGAGCUUUACAUGUAUAGACAAGGUCAACAAGGAGGUGUACAUCAAACUGGCGACCAUGGCCGCUUACCCCAACCUGAAACGUUUGGUCCAUAUGCUGCUUGUACAGCAGAACCCACUCUGGCUACAAGAAAGAUUAAGAUGUGGUGCUCUGCAUGUAAGAGAGAUCAUAUCUCGAGACGAGAAGUUUUACCUGAAGAUUGGUCUAGUCACUGCACUCUUAGCCGGGCUGGGAUUUCUAGCGUAUCGAAUGACUCGCUCCUCUAGCUAAUAAUCAACUUACAUCUUUAGUAUCUGCUGGUGAUGUCGUAUUGAGAUGAAAUUGAUUAUACUCAUGAUAUGUGAUUAAGUUUAAUGCUGAUAUUGAAUUACCUGAGUUACAAAGAACAGUCAACUGAAACAUUGUGAAAUGUCUAAGGGAUCUCUGUUAAAUGCAGAUUAUUUCUGCACGAAACCAGUGAUCUUCACAUCCUUCAGUGACUAAGGAUAUUGUCUAAAUCCAUGUCAUGUUAAAGUAGAACUACAUGUAUUGACAGUGGAUAUUUUAAACACUGCUGUUAUUGAGACCAUUUGGUUGUGUAUAGGUUUUACUGUUGUGUACAAUGUGUGUAUGAUAUUCUGGGAGUUCUCAAUUCAUAAACACAUGCACUUUGAUGUCAGAUCAUUAUUUUGUGGUCAAACCAAGGAUAAUUUAUCAUUAUUUAAUUUUACGCUGAAAUAUGACAUUGAGUACACAAUUUCAUUGGUUAAUACAUAUUUGCAUGUAAUUGAAGCAAUGCAAUUGUAUUCAGAAAGGUAAAAAGUCUUUGAACAAGGCAAAUAGUUGACAAAAGAUGCUUUUUCUUUUCGACCAAUAGGUUUCCUUUCUCAAACCUGGUUUAAGUCUUUCGUUAAGCAUUGUCAACUCUAAGAGAUGUAUAAGUAUACUGCAUUCAUUGUAACUCGAGUACGGCAUCUUUUUAAUAUUGAUUGUAUUCUUCAUUAUUUCAGUGUUACUUAAAAAAAAAAAUUCAGGUAAAUGGACCACUGGGUAUAAAGUAUGAAAAUCAAUGAAAUCAUGAUGUAAAUCCAGAAUAAAUUAACUUAGUUCUCUCUGUUAAAGUUGAAGCCAGGUGCUUUUUGAUUUAGCCAUUUAAUGUAAAAAAUAUACAAAAAAGAUUUUAUGUAAGUAUUAUAUUUAAUUUAAUAUUUUGGUAUUAAACUCACUUUUCAAUUCUGCAAAAUAAGAUGGGUGUGGUACUAGAUGUAUGUAUGCAUGUUUCUACAUCACUUUACUGUAACACUGUAAAGUACCUCUGAAUAAAGAUAAAACAGAGUAAUGUAUAUA